AUGGAGCCCCAGUACCAGACCGGCUGGGCUCCCCUCUCAGCAGACCUAAACUCCACCCCUCCCGCCACACCCUCCUUCCUCUUCUCCCCCUGUCCCGUCUUGUCCAACUUCUCCUCCAACAUGUCCACUCAGAGCGUCCCGUUCCAGGGCAGCAGCACUCUGAUGACCGCGGUCAUCUCCUUGACAGUUUUCAUAGUGGGGCUGACCGGCAACACCUUGGCCAUCUACGUGGUGCUGCGCUAUGCCAAAAUGAAAACCGUGACCAACAUCUACAUCCUAAACCUGGCUGUGGCCGACGAGCUCUACAUCAUUGGGCUCCCCUUUCUCACCACCCAGAAUGUGCUCUCCUACUGGCCCUUCGGUUCCUUCCUGUGCCGUGUCGUCAUGACUGCAGACUCUAUGAACCAGUUCACGUCCAUUUUCUGCCUGACAGUGAUGUCCAUCGACCGCUACCUGGCCGUGGUGCACCCCAUCCGCAGCACCAAGUGGCGACACCCCCGUGUGGCCAAGGUGGUCAGCGCAGCUGUGUGGGCUGUGUCCUUUGUGGUAGUCCUGCCUGUGGUCAUCUUCUCCGAUGUCCAGGACACCUUUAAUUCAUGUAACAUGAUCUGGCCAGAGCCCAAGGAUGUGUGGUCAACAGCCUUCAUCCUCUACACUGCCACACUCGGCUUCUUUGGACCGCUGCUCAUCAUCUGCCUCUGCUACCUCCUCAUCGUCGUCAAGGUGAAAUCCUCGGGCGUGCGGGUGGGAUUCAAAAAGCGUCGGCGUUCAGAGCGCAAGGUGACUCGGAUGGUGGUGGUGAUCGUGGUGGUGUUCGUGCUCUGCUGGCUGCCUUUCUUCAUCAUCAACAUGGUCAACCUGGUGGUCAUCAUUCCAGAGUCCAGCGUCACCGCAGGGAUCUACUUCUUCUCGGUCAUCCUGUCCUACGCCAACUCCUGCGCGAACCCGCUGCUCUACGGCUUUCUGUCAGACAACUUCAAGCAGAGCUUCAGAAAGGUGCUGUGCGUGAGGAGUUUGCGGCGCAAGGCUAAUGGUGUAGAGGACGGAGACCCCAGCGCCCCGCGGACAGAGAAGACCACCGCACAUGACUGCUCUCUGCUCUCCCCACAUAACCGUGACUACCAUGACCCACAGAGCAGCCAGGUGUCUCCUCACCUUCCAGACUCACCUACCUCUCAUGCAGCAGCAGUAGCAGACCUGCAAUCCUCCCAUUCAACAUGUCGAUCUCCCUCCCCUGGUCUGCGAAUAGGACCCACCGCUACCAUGAUGACCUCCAUGGUAACGGCAACCCCUGCUGAAGCACCCACCACCAUCACCCCAACUCCACCAUUGUCCUCCUCUUCCAUGGCUCCACAGGAACUGUGA
Molecule: messenger RNA, 1365 nt
Organism: Myripristis murdjan (pinecone soldierfish)
Lineage: Eukaryota; Metazoa; Chordata; Actinopteri; Holocentriformes; Holocentridae
Gene: sstr5
Product: somatostatin-like receptor F_48D10.1
Exons: 5
Coding region: 1-1365 (454 amino acids)
Biological process (GO): regulation of insulin secretion; neuropeptide signaling pathway; cellular response to glucocorticoid stimulus
Cellular component (GO): neuron projection; plasma membrane
Molecular function (GO): neuropeptide binding; somatostatin receptor activity
Source: RefSeq, a predicted model, not a curated record